Otolemur garnettii (small-eared galago) is the source of this 2004-nucleotide messenger RNA. RefSeq names its product V-set immunoregulatory receptor (gene VSIR). The coding region runs from base 115 to 1053 and encodes 312 amino acids. Gene Ontology annotation, biological process: negative regulation of CD4-positive, alpha-beta T cell proliferation; regulation of immune response; positive regulation of regulatory T cell differentiation. Gene Ontology annotation, cellular component: plasma membrane. NCBI's taxonomy places the organism in Eukaryota, Metazoa, Chordata, Mammalia, Primates, Galagidae. The transcript has 7 exons. The record is from RefSeq and is a predicted model, not a curated record.
GGUCUCUAGGCGCCGGCCGCGUCCUGCCCGCUCCCCGCGCUACACGAGAUCCCCCACGCGCCCGCUGCCCCGUUCCCGCCGGCAGCGCCAGGCGCCGCUCCGCUCGACGGAGACAUGAGCGUCCCGCCGGCCCCCGAGGCCGGCAACUGGCGCUGGGGUCCCCUGCUCCUCGCUCUCUUCCUGGCCGCGUCCCGAGGUCUGGUGGCAGCCUUCAAGAUUGCUACACCGUAUUCCCUGUACGUGUGUCCUGAGGGGCAGAACGUCACCCUCACCUGCAAGCUCCUGGGCCCUGUGGCCAAAGGGCAUGACGUCACCUUCUACAAGACGUGGUACCGCAGCUUGCGGGGUGAGGUGCAGGCCUGCUCGGUGCGCCAGCCCAUCCGCAACCUCACGUUCCAGGACCUUCACCUGCACCAUGGAGGCCAUCAGACUGCCAACAGCAGCCAGGACCUGGCCCGCCGCCAUGGGCUAGAGUCGGCCUCUGACCACCACGGCAACUUCUCCAUCACCAUGCGCAACCUGAGCCUGCUGGAUGGCGGCCUCUACUGCUGCCUGGUGGUGGAGAUCAGGCAGCACCACUCAGAGCACAGGGUCCACGGUGCCAUGGAGUUGCAAGUGCAGACAGGCAAAGAUGCACCAUCCAAAUGCAUCGCGUACCCAUCCUCCCCCCAGGAGAGUGAAAACAUCACAGCUGCAGCCCUGGCUACAGGAGCCUGCAUCGUGGGAAUCCUCUGCCUUCCCCUCAUCCUGCUCCUGGUCUACAAGCAAAGGCAGGCGGUCUCCAAUCGCCGUGCCCAGGAGCUGGUGCGGAUGGACAGCAACACUCAAGGGAUCGAAAAUCCUGGCUUUGAGGCCUCUCCACCAUCUUCCCAAGGGAUGCCCGAGGCCAAGCCCAGGCCCCCACUGUCCUACAUGGCCCAGCGGCAGCCAUCUGAGUCUGGGCGGCACCUACUUUCUGAGCCCAGCACUCCCCUUUCUCCUCCAGGCCCCGGGGAAGUCUUCUUCCCAUCCUUGGAGCCUGUCCCUGACUCCCCAAGCUUUGAGGUCAUCUAGACAAGCUAGGGGAUAGUGAGCAGUUGUGGCUGGGUCUGGGGCAGGAGCCAGACCUGGCCCUAUGAGUGUCCUCCUGGGCCUUGGCCCUGGCUCCCUCCCUCCUACUGAGUCCAGACUCUGUGACAGUCCUGAUACCCAGACCCUCACCCACUCUGGAUGCUACAAGGGAGAAGAUGCUGGAUGGUCAGCCCUUGUCCCAAGGACGUUGGGGUGCUGGGACCCCGCCCCCAGAGACCCGAAAUCCACCAGCUACAGAUGCCAAAUGAUAUAUUUUCUAAGAAGUUCCAGAAUUUCCAGCUCUGCAGUAGCCUUUCUCCCUAAGACAUGAGCCUCGGGACCUGGCAGCUUCAGUAGGACUAGAGGGACAUCUGCCUGGUGCCAUCCUCCUAGACCCGAGGCACAGGGCAGAUGUGGAGGGACUAUUCCACCCUGUCGUGGCCUGGAUCCCCCAUGUUGUCCAAGGCUGCUCCUCUGCCAGACCUACUCUUUGUAGGGGGCCCAGGGAUUGUGUCUGCCUGCCCAGGCCGGCUUGCUUGCCCGCAGCCAUUGGAGCCAUCCCUGGUGUCCUCCUCUGAGGAUUGUCUCUGAGGAUCUAUCAAUAGGUUAAGCCAAUCUGGGACUCCCACUGCCUGCAUUCUGGUCCCCAGAAUUCAGUGGCCAAAGGCCCUGAAAUGGGAAGUACAUAUUUGGGUACAGUGGCCAUUGUGAGCCAACUGGUGUCUUGCACAAUCUAAGGCCAGGCCAGAGGUUGCACCACUGACCACAAAGAGUGGUGAGGGCAGGCGGGUGGGGCCUGCUGGGAAGGUGAGUGAGGGAUUCCUCCCCCAUCCUCCCCAUCUCUGACUCGCACUGCUCAGUGUGGGUCACAAUAAGGGUGCCACAUAAUGUCUUGUCCGCAUUGGGACACUUUUGAGUGUGAAGGGGGGUGCCAUUAAAAACUACAUGAGACAA